Molecule: messenger RNA, 2628 nt
Organism: Penicillium antarcticum
Lineage: Eukaryota; Fungi; Ascomycota; Eurotiomycetes; Eurotiales; Aspergillaceae
Product: cullin family protein
Exons: 4
Coding region: 1-2628 (875 amino acids)
Biological process (GO): protein ubiquitination; DNA damage response; ubiquitin-dependent protein catabolic process
Cellular component (GO): Cul4-RING E3 ubiquitin ligase complex
Molecular function (GO): ubiquitin protein ligase binding
Source: RefSeq, a predicted model, not a curated record
AUGCAGCGAAACUCAGAGAGCGGUAAGCGCCACGGCAAGAGAAAGCUCUCCGCAUCACCGCAACGAAGCAUCUCCGACCUUCUCUCCUCCAAGCGGCCUCGCCGCUCCCCAUCUCCAUCUCCAACGCGCAAACCAACCCUUCCACCCCCGACCCCGAUCCACAACCACAGCCAGAAUCAGAUGCAUCAGUUUUCCAGUUCCCCGCCUAGGAAUGGCGCUCCGCUGAGGGGCGCGUCGUCGGGGCCGGGCCCUGGUCUGAAUAACGUCAGCGUCGGUGGUGUCGGCGUGCCUGGUCGACCGCAGUCUUUGAAUGUUGGUGCUCGGCAGAGUAACUUCUCCCCACAUACAGGCGCGAAGAAGCUUGUUGUUAAGAAUCUGAGGCUUGGGCCGCGGCUCAACCAGGAGUCUUAUUUUGAUAAGGUUUGGUCGCAGCUUGAUGCUGCGCUGACGGCUGUGUUUGAUGGCCGGAAGCCGGAAUCUUCCCUUGAGGAGCUUUACAAAGGCGGGGAGAAUAUUUGUCGACAAGAACGUGCUGCUGUGCUGGCACAACGGCUUCAAGGUCGCUGUCGGGAUUAUGUUAAUGGGAAGAUGAGGGAGGGUCUUAUUGCUAGGGCUGGUGGGAGUGCCGAUGUUGAUACUUUGCGGGCUGUUCUUGAGACUUGGUCUGCAUGGCAUUCGAGACUUGUCACCGUUCGUUGGAUCUUCUAUUAUCUCGACCAGUCGUUCCUGUUACAUUCGAAAGAUCAGCCUGUGAUCCGGGAAAUGGGUUUGAUUCAGUUCCGGUCUUAUAUUUUCAAUGACGCCAGCUUGAAGCCGAAGAUCUUGAAGGGUGCUUACAAUUUGAUUGCUGCGGAUCGAGGCGCUGAUGUCGGGGCACUGGCGGACUCGGCCCUGCUACGGGAGGCCAUGGAUCUGUUCCACAAUCUCGACGUUUACAGCAGUGACUUUGAACCUUUAUUGAUGUCCGAGACUGAGAAGUUCGUUACGUCAUGGUGUCAACGGGAAGUUGCAGAAAACCUGGCUACGUACGUCGAUAGUACUCGUCGCUUGAUUGAGCGUGAAGUGGAACGCUGCAAUUUGUUCUCUUUCGCCCGAAGCACGAGGCUGAAGCUGUCCGAGCUCUUGGAUGAGACUCUGAUCGUGAAGCAAACCGACCUGUUGACCAACGACAACGAUGUGCUUGCUUUGAUGAGAGCCGGAAACAAGGAUGCCCUUCAACAGCUCUACAACCUGCUUGCUCGACGGGAUUUGACCCUCCAACUGAAGAGUGCCUUCAAGAAAUACAUCGUCGAGGAAGGUGAAGGGAUCGUGUUCGAUCAAGAGAAUGAAGCACACAUGGUCGUCAACCUUCUCCAGUUCAAGCGCAAGGCCGAUGAUAUCUGGAGCACUGCUUUCGACUCAAAUGAGGAACUGGGCCAUACCCUCCGUGAGGCCUUUGGUAUUUUCAUGAACCGCGGAAAGAAGAUGGAGUCCACAGGUGGCACCGACAAUCCCAAGGCUGGUGAGAUGAUUGCCAAGUAUGUAGAUAGACUACUCAAGGGUGGCCUCAAGGUAUCUUCCGAAGGACAACAGACUCUCAUCGACGAGGACGCUGAACUCGACCGGCAAAUGGAUCAAGUGCUUGACCUUUUCCGAUUUGUGCACGGCAAGGCUGUCUUCGAGGCCUUUUAUAAAAAUGACCUUGCACGACGUCUGUUGAUGGGCCGAAGUGCGAGCAGCGAGGCGGAGAAGAGCAUGUUGGCUCGUCUGAAGAAUGAGUGUGGAUCAAACUUCACACAUAAUCUUGAAUCCAUGUUUAAUGAUAUGGACACUGCGAAGGCUGAAAUGGUGGCAUUUGACGCGCUACAGAAGCAGAGGUCACAUAAAGAGCGCACACCGGUCCCCCUACACGUCAGCGUCCUCUCUGCUGCCUCUUGGCCAUCAUACCCCGACGUCACGGUACGGAUUCCAUCCAAAAUUGCCAAGUCCAUCAACAACUUCGAGGCAUUCUAUCAGACCAAACACAAAGGACGAAAACUCGACUGGAAGCAUCAAUUAUCACAUUGUCAACUGAAUGCAUAUUUCCCCAAAGCAAACGGCAAAGGCAAUAACAUGAAGAACCUAGUAGUCAGCUCAUUCCAAGCAAUCGUCCUACUACUCUUCAAUGACGUUCCAGAUGGCGAAAGCCUAGAUUAUACCCAAAUACAAGAAGCGACCGGACUAUCGGAUCCAGAAUUAAAGCGGACACUCCAAUCAGUCGCAUGCGCCAAAUACAAAGUCCUCAUCAAAAGCCCCAAAGGCAAAGACGUAAAGCCAACCGACAAAUUCUGGUUCAACGCCGGCUUCACCGAUCCGCAAACACGCAUUAAGAUCAACCAGAUCCAGCUCAAGGAAACGAAAGAGGAGAAUAAGACGACGCACGAACGUAUCUCCGCCGAUCGACACCUCGAGACCCAGGCUGCUAUCGUACGUCUCAUGAAGAGUCGUAAGGUCCUUGGCCAUGCCGAGUUGAUUUCGGAGGUUCUCAAUGCCACAAAGAGUCGGGGUGCGUUGCAGCCUUCAGAGAUCAAGGGCGAGAUUGAAAAACUCAUCGAGAAAGACUACAUGGAGCGCAAAGAAGGUACCAAUGCAUACAGUUACGUGGCAUAG